Messenger RNA from Arachis duranensis, 909 nucleotides. Its product is annotated as F-box protein SKIP2-like. NCBI's taxonomy places the organism in Eukaryota, Viridiplantae, Streptophyta, Magnoliopsida, Fabales, Fabaceae. Gene Ontology annotation, biological process: SCF-dependent proteasomal ubiquitin-dependent protein catabolic process. The record is from RefSeq and is a predicted model, not a curated record. The transcript has a single exon. The coding region runs from base 1 to 909 and encodes 302 amino acids. Gene Ontology annotation, cellular component: SCF ubiquitin ligase complex.
AUGCGUCCGUUACAGUUGCUGAAGUUGAUAGGAAACAAAUUGUUGGAGGACAAAUUGGUCCUUAAUGGCCAAAAUGAUGUCGUAUGCAUCCCCACUUUCAUGCCCAUCAUCCCAUACCUCUUCUUCUUCUUCUUCCAUGACAGUUUCAUCGUGCCCUUUCUUCCUCUCUUGUCUCAUAGACCUCUCACUCCACAACCCUUUCCACCCUCCAAAACAAGUGUGAACGACGAAGGUUUGAUCCUAAUUUUGCUCCGGUGCGUUAACCUAACGUGGCUCAAGCUCCGUGGAUGCCGUGAGAUAACGGAGGUAGGAAUGGCCGCUGUUGGCAAAAACUGCAAGGCGUUGAAGAAGCUAUCUUGCGCUUCGUGCUUGUUCAGCAUUAAGGGAAUCAACGCUGUCGUUAGCCGUUGCCAGGGUUUGGAAGAACUCUUCGUUAAGCGGCUGCGUGGGGCCCACAAUGGCGAGGAGGUGGUUGGUUCCGGAACGACGUCGGUGACUUCUGUUUGCUUGAAGGAGAUCGUGAAUGACCAGAGCUUCUCGCCCCUUAUGAUUGGGUCGAAAAGGCUUCGAUCUUUGAAGGUAAUUGGGUGUUUGGGGGAUUGGGAUGACACCCUUGAGAAGAUUGGGAACCUCCACGCUGCAUUGGUUGAUGUUCACCUUGAGAAUAUUCAAGUUAGCGAUGUGGGUCUUGUGGGUUUGUCUAAGUGUUUGAGUUUGGACACUUUACACAUUGUGACAAUCGCUGAGUGCUCAAAUGUGGGUCUCAAUCUAGUUGCUGAGAACUGCAGGAUGUUGAGGAAGCUUCACGUUGAUGGGUGGAGAACCAAUAGGAUUGGUGAUGAUGAUUUGAUUUCUAUUGCCAAACAAUGCAUUAACUUGCAGGAAAUGCGUCGUCAUCCUCUAAGUUAG